UUUUUCUGACAUGGGUCUUCUUCUUCUUCUUCUUCGUCUUAAGAGUUGAAUUUGAGAGCUGUAACAUUUAUCUUGUUGGUUUAGUUGAGCUCUUUGGAUCCAGCAAGAGUCAAAUGAACACAAUUUGAAAGUGAUGGCGGGGGCAGAAGCAAGGGCCUUGUGGCAGAGAACAGCUAAUAGGUGUUUCGUCCAAGAAGACGCAAAAAGAGCUCCCAAAUUAGCUUGUUGCCAAUCCUCAUCUUCAACAACCAAGCAAGUGGAUGCUGGGCCUGCCACUGCUACAGAGGGAUUAGAUCAUCCUGGUGCUGGCUUCAUGCCUAUUAGUAGGAAUCGUUCAUAUUCCAAUCUACCCCCAGACACAAGAUGGUGGCUGCAAAUGCAACCUAACUAUUGCUACCAAAAAGAUUUGACCAAUGAACAGUUAAAUGCAUUGGAAACUGACAUAGAAACAUUGAGAGCUGGGUUUGUAAAACCGACAUCCAAAAACAGUGAAGGAAAUCAACGUAAAGGAGAAUAUACUAAUGGUGAUUGUAUGAAGACAGGUUAUGAAGUCCAAAAGAAAGAUGUAGAUGCCGAAUAUGGUGAGAAUAUGCAGGGACUUCAGUACAAGGUCAUGAGGGAAAAAUAUGAAAAAUUGGGGAUGGACACCAUUAAUUGCCCAGAUUCAAAACAGCUGAAGGAGAUAUCUUAUGAACCAGAAUAUCCUUGGAUGGGAGGUGGGAGGACUGAACCUUGGUGGCGGACAACUGAUAGAGAUGAACUGGCCUCCUUGGUUGCACAGAAGUCACUUGACCAUAUUGAGAACUGUGAUCUUCCCCCACCUCAGAAACUGUAUCAUAAGAGACAUCCAUAUGCUGGGUUUUCUGACCAUGAUGGGAUACUGGGGACAUCUUUAGAAAGGAAGGUUCAAGCCAGUGGUCUUCCCAAGGGUUCUGCUGAUAUUGGGAUAAUACGUGAGAAGAAUGGAGACACAGCUGAUGAGGAACAGUCAAAUUCAUCAUUUAGGGAUCUGAUAGAUCUGCAAAAACUUACUGAGGGUGACCCAACCAAAGCUCAGCUAAUCGAAGCACUAUGCCAUUCUCAAACACGAGCAAGGGAAGCUGAGAAGGCAGCCAAGCAAGCUUAUGCCGAGAAGGAACAUAUUUUUAAGCUCUUUUUAAAACAAGCGUCUCAGCUCUUUGCCUAUAAGCAGUGGUUCCAACUGCUGCAGCUGGAAACCCUUUAUGUGAUUAAGAACAAGGACCAGGGAGGGUCCUCUGUUCUACCAGUGAUCCUUCCUUGGAUGUCAAGCAAAGGCCGGAAAUCACGCAAGAGCUGGCGUAAAGUUCCCAAGAGUAAAAGAAGCAGGCGGGUUGACCCUGGAUACGACAUUACCAAGUAUGCUGUCGCUCUUGCAUUGGGGUUCGGUCUUGUUGGUGCUGGCUUGUUCCUAGGAUGGACUGUGGGGUGGAUGUUACCUAAUUUGUAGGCUUGUUAAGUAGUGCUGACCAAUUUAUGCUUCCUCUAGUGAGAUUGUUCAAAAUUCCAUCUGUUGGUAAAUCUCCUCACCUGUGUAUUACAUUCGAGUGUAAAUUUCUGAGGUUUGUGCAAAUCAUGUGAUUACUGGAGAGAUUCUGUAAAUUCUGCUUGAGGCUCAAUAUGUGCAUCUUGCGUUUGAUUGUA
Argentina anserina (silverweed cinquefoil) is the source of this 1662-nucleotide messenger RNA. RefSeq lists its product as uncharacterized. Bases 134 to 1468 code for a protein of 444 amino acids. The transcript is spliced from 3 exons. Lineage: Eukaryota; Viridiplantae; Streptophyta; Magnoliopsida; Rosales; Rosaceae. The record is from RefSeq and is a predicted model, not a curated record.